Tympanuchus pallidicinctus (lesser prairie-chicken) is the source of this 4514-nucleotide messenger RNA. RefSeq names its product high density lipoprotein binding protein (gene HDLBP). Bases 248 to 4051 code for a protein of 1267 amino acids. The record is from RefSeq and is a predicted model, not a curated record. Gene Ontology annotation, cellular component: cytoplasm; nucleus. The transcript is spliced from 28 exons. Gene Ontology annotation, molecular function: mRNA binding. Lineage: Eukaryota; Metazoa; Chordata; Aves; Galliformes; Phasianidae.
UUAGCAACCCGGCGGGCAAGGGUACGUGGGGGAGGGACCGGCGUUGUGCGGGUAGGUCACGCGAGUCCCUCUUCUUCACCAAGAUGGCGGCCGGCCUUUCGGCCUCGUACCCAGCAUAGGCUUCGCUGCGGGCCUACUAGAGCAAAAGCUGGCAGGCUGACAAACGGGCAGCUUACAGGACGGACUCUCUGGCUACUGACCAUUUAGCUGUGGCAUACCCGGAUUGUGUGUGGGUGGGAAGUCGACAAUGAGCUCCGUGGCAGUUUUGACCCAGGAGAGCUUCGCUGAACACCGCAGCGGCCUGACUCAGCAGCAGGUGAAAGUUACAGCUUUAAACUCUGAAGAAGAGAAUGAUCCUCCAACCUACAAGGAAGCCUUCCCUCCGCUCCCUGAGAAAGCACCAUGUUUGGAAGCUGCCCAGGAACCAUCUGGUCCCUGGAGCAAGAUCCGACCGAUAAAGGCUUCUGUCAUCACUCAGGUGUUUCAUGUGCCACUAGAAGAGAGAAAAUACAAGGACAUGAAUCAGUUUGGAGAAGGCGAGCAGGCCAAGAUCUGCCUUGACAUCAUGCAGAAGACAGGAGCUCACCUGGAGCUGUCUCUCGCAAAGGACCAGGGCCUUUCUAUCAUGGUCUCUGGCAAGCUGGAAGCAGUCAUGAAGGCUCGAAAGGAGAUUGUCGCUCGGCUGCAGACACAGGCUUCAGCAACAGUUGCCAUCCCCAAGGAGCACCACCGCUUUGUCAUUGGAAAGAAUGGCGAGAAGCUGCAGGACCUGGAGCUCAAAACUGCAACCAAAAUCCAGAUCCCCCGCCCAGAUGACCCCAGCAACCAGAUCAAGAUCACCGGCACUAAAGAAGGGAUUGAGAAAGCCCGGCACGAGAUCCUGCUCAUCUCUGCUGAGCAGGAUAAGCGUGCUGUGGAGCGGCUGGAUGUGGAGAAGGUGUUUCACCCCUUCAUUGCUGGCCCUUACAACAAGCUGGUGAGUGAGCUCAUGCAGGACACGGGGACACGCAUCAACAUUCCUCCACCCAGCGUCAACAAGACAGAGAUAGUCUUCACUGGAGAAAAGGAGCAGCUGGCCCAGGCUGUUGCUCGUGUUAAGAAGAUCUAUGAGGAGAAGAAAAAGAAGACUACAACCAUUGCGGUGGAAGUGAAGAAGUCCCAGCACAAGUACGUCAUCGGCCCCAAGGGGAAUUCCCUGCAGGAGAUCUUGGAGAAAACUGGAGUCUCUGUCGAGAUCCCACCCACUGACAGUAGCUCGGAGACGGUGAUACUGCGAGGCGAGCCCGAAAAGCUUGGGCAAGCAUUGACUGAAGUCUAUGCAAAGGCCAACAGUUUUACCGUCUCCUCGGUCUCUGCCCCCUCUUGGCUUCAUCGUUUCAUUAUUGGAAAGAAAGGACAAAACCUGGCCAAAAUAACUCAGCAAAUGCCAAAGGUUCACAUCGAAUUCACGGAAGGAGAGGAUAAAAUCACUUUGGAAGGACCUACAGAAGAUGUGAAUGUGGCUCAGGAACAGAUUGAAGUCAUGGUCAAGGAUCUGAUCAACCGGAUGGAUUAUGCAGAAAUCAACGUUGACCACAAAUUCCAUCGACACCUCAUUGGCAAGAAUGGAGCAAACAUUAACAGGAUUAAGGACCUCUACAAGGUGUCUGUACGCAUUCCCCCGGACAAUGAGAAGAGCAACCUGAUCAGAAUUGAAGGAGAUCCCCAGGGGGUCCAACAGGCCAAGAAAGAGCUGCUGGAACUCGCUUCCCGUAUGGAAAACGAACGCACCAAGGACCUAAUCAUUGAGCAGAAAUUCCACCGGACCAUCAUUGGGCAGAAGGGUGAGCGGAUCCGGGAAAUUCGGGAGAAGUUCCCAGAGGUUAUCAUCAACUUCCCAGACCCAGCGCACAAGAGUGAUAUUGUCCAACUGAGGGGUCCCAAAAAUGAGGUGGAGAAGUGCACCAAGUACAUGCAGAAGAUGGUGGCAGACCUGGUUGAAAACAGCUUUUCUAUUUCUGUCCCCAUCUUCAAACAAUUCCACAAGAACAUCAUAGGGAAAGGAGGUGCCAACAUCAAGAAGAUUCGUGAAGAAAGCAACACCAAAAUUGAUCUCCCAGCAGAGAACAGCAACUCGGAGACAAUUGUUAUCACAGGCAAGAGAGCAAACUGUGAAGCUGCUCGCCACAGAAUUCUUGCCAUCCAGAAGGAGCUGGCCAACAUCACAGAGGUGGAGGUCUCUAUUCCUUCCAAACUGCACAAUUCCCUCAUUGGCGCCAAAGGCCGCUUCAUCCGCUCCAUCAUGGAGGAAUGCGGUGGAGUCCACAUCCACUUUCCCACUGAGGGCUCCGGCAGUGACACUGUGACCAUCAGGGGCCCAGCCCAGGAUGUGGAGAAAGCCAAGAAGCAGCUGCUGCACCUGGCAGAGGAGAAGCAAACUAAGAGUUACACUGUGGACCUCCGUGCAAAGCCAGAGUACCACAAAUUCCUUAUUGGUAAGGGUGGUGGCAACAUCCGUAAGGUGCGUGACAAUACCGGGGCACGCAUCAUCUUCCCAACCUCUGAGGACAAAGAUCAGGAGCUGAUUACUAUCAUGGGAACUGAGGAAGCUGUCAAAGAGGCACAGAAGGAGUUAGAGGCCCUCAUCAAGAACCUGGAUAACGUGGUUGAAGACUCCAUGGUGGUUGACCCCAAGCACCACCGCCACUUUGUCAUCCGGAGAGGGCAGGUCCUGCGUGAGAUUGCAGAUGAAUACGGUGGGGUGAUGGUCAGCUUCCCUCGCUCCGGCACCCAGAGCGACAAAGUCACCCUCAAGGGAGCCAAGGACUGUGUGGAGGCAGCCAAGAAACGCAUCCAGGAGAUCAUUGAGGACCUGGAAGCUCAAGUGACAAUCGAAUGCACCAUCCCACAAAAGUUCCACCGCUCCAUCAUGGGCCCCAAAGGAUCCCGGAUCCAGCAGAUCACCCGGGACUAUGGUGUCCAGAUCAAAUUCCCUGACAGGGAGGAGAACCCAGCUCCAGUUGCAGAGCCAGCAUUGCAGGAGAAUGGUGAGGAGGGUGGGGAAGGCAAGGAUGGGAAGGAUGCAGACCCCAGCUCUCCAAAGAAGUGUGAUAUCAUCAUCAUCUCUGGUCGCAGGGAGAAGUGUGAGGCAGCAAAGGAGGCACUGCAGGCUCUGGUUCCUGUCACCAUUGAAGUAGAAGUUCCCUUUGAUCUGCACCGUUACAUCAUUGGCCAGAAAGGAAGUGGGAUCCGUAAAAUGAUGGACGAGUUUGAAGUGAACAUCCAGGUCCCUGCUCCUGAGCUGCAGUCAGAUAUCAUCACCAUCACUGGGCUGGCUGCCAACCUGGACCGUGCCAAGGCUGGGCUGCUGGAAAGAGUGAAGGAGCUGCAGGCUGAACAAGAGGAUCGGGCCUUGCGAAGCUUUAAGCUGACAGUCACCGUUGAUCCCAAGUACCACCCCAAAAUCAUUGGGCGGAAGGGAGCAGUGAUCACCCAGAUCCGCACAGAGCAUGAGGUCAACAUCCAGUUCCCUGACAAAGAUGACGAAAGCCAGGCGCAGGACCAGAUCACCAUCACUGGCUAUGAGAAGAAUGCUGAGGCUGCCCGGGAUGCCAUCAUGAAGAUUGUUGGUGAGCUGGAGCAGAUGGUUUCUGAGGAUGUGACUCUGGACCAUCGUGUCCACGCACGCAUCAUCGGUGCGCGUGGCAAAGCCAUCCGCAAAAUCAUGGAUGAGUUUAAGGUGGAUAUUCGCUUUCCCCAGAGUGGAGCUCCUGACCCCAACUGUGUGACUGUGACAGGGCUCCCUGAGAACGUGGAAGAAGCUAUUGAUCACAUCCUGAACUUGGAGGAAGAAUAUCUUGCAGAUGUGGUGGACAAUGAGGCAAUGCAAGUGUAUAUGAAGCCCUCUUCCCAUGAAGAGUCCAAGGCCCCAUCCAAGGGCUUCGUGGUGAGAGAUGCCCCCUGGGCCACUGUCAACAAUGAAAAGGCCCCUGAUAUGAGCAGUUCUGAAGACUUCCCCAGCUUUGGGGCUCAAGUUGCCCCCAAGACUCUUCCCUGGGGACCCAAACGAUAAUGACCUGGAAGCAGAACCAUCUCCUCCAGCCCGCUGACCUGACACUAACCUGCCACAAAUACUUCCUGUCUGAAAUCUGACCCAGCGGCUGGAGCACAAGUCAAUUGCCCCACGAGGUCUCCUAAUGGUGUCUGGAGUGCUAGACCCCAUCCUGCUCCCCUCAGCUAUCACCACAGCUAGGACCCAUUCUCAUCUCUUGAUGGAUCUACUUUCCUUCUUUGGAACAAGACUUCCGCUCAAAUUGAAACACUAAGUGUGUGUAUUUUUGUUAGAAACUUCAUCAUUGACUUAAAGUGACUAAGAUUUACAGCUUCCCAAAUGCUAGCAGAAAAAUCAGCUCUCUUGAGCAUGUCUUACUAGGCAUUCUCGCCUUCAUUAGGAGACCUCCUUUACUGUGGCUAGGAAUCUACUUCCUGUCUCAUGACCUCAGGAAAUAAAUUUCCUUGACUUUCUAAAGCCAAAA